AUGGGUAUGGGUAGUAAAAUUUCUCCACUUCUGGCGGAACUCUUUAUGAGUGAUUUUGAGGAUAAGCUGAAAACGGAAAAACUUUUCGCACGUGUGUGGAAACGGUAUGUUGACGAUAUCUACGCUAUAGUUAAAGAACGCUACCUACCCCAAACACUAAAUUGGUUAAACACCCAGCAUGAAAAAAUAAAAUUCACUGUGGAGCGAGAAGUAGAUGGAAAGUUACCAUUUUUGGACCUGUUGAUUACCAGAAAGGAAGACAAUACUCUGAAGUUCAGCAUUUUCCGCAAACCAACAUCUACAGACCGCUACAUUACUACGGACUCGAAUCACUUCGGGGCCCAAAAACAAGCAGCCUUUCACUCUAUGGCGCACCGCCUGGUCAAUAUACCCAUGGAGAGGGAGGACUUUGCAGCCGAAAGCCAAAAAAUUCAGAAAGCGGCUGAAUUAAAUGGGUACGACAAGAGUUUUGUGGAUAAAAUAAUCGGUAAACAUAUCCGUAAAAAACAGCGUCAAGAUACCACCACUUUACAGCCGGAAAAAGAGCAAAUCCACAGAAUCAGUUUACCAUUUUACCCUAAAGUGACGAACCACAUUAGGAAAAUUCUCAAGCGGCAUGGCUUCCAUGUGGUUCAUAAAAGCGGUAAUACAUUACAGGAGCUUCUAAACAAUCAAAAGGACAAAGUUCCGCCCGAAGAACGGUCGGGUAUCUACGAAAUCCCCUGUAAGGAUUGCCCAGCGGUGUAUAUCGGACAAACCCGUCGAAAAUUUAAAACUCGGCUAAAAGAACAUAAAAAAGCUGUGGAAAAUGAAAGGACCAAUGAUUCGAGUGUAGCGAUGCAUUCUAUCUGCCUCCAACAUGAAAUUGAUUGGGGGAACGCAAAGCUGCUAAAAAAUGUGAGAAAAUCCUCUCAUUUAAAUGCGUGGGAAUCGAUGUACAUCAGCACCGCCGAUCGACUUUUAAUGAAUGAAGAUGAGGCGCUCAUCUCAUCGCCUCUCUUCCAACUGACGAAAUUGAAUCUGUAG
This is a messenger RNA of Sabethes cyaneus, 1026 nucleotides long. RefSeq lists its product as uncharacterized. Lineage: Eukaryota; Metazoa; Arthropoda; Insecta; Diptera; Culicidae. The coding region runs from base 1 to 1026 and encodes 341 amino acids. The transcript has a single exon. The record is from RefSeq and is a predicted model, not a curated record.